AUGAGUGACCUUUCUGUUAUGCCAGUUACAUGUUGGGAAGAGUGGACAGCUAUCUUCCAUACUCUUUUUAAAAAGUAAACCUCCUUAGGAGUAUAUGGAGAGGAUGUUAUUAAUAAAGCAAGCUACAUAAAAGGAUUAGAAUAUUUGUAAGCAGUAUUAAAAAGAGAUAAAUACAAAAAUAACUUAUCUUUAGGAUAUACUGCUGAUUUUUUACAACACUAUUAGUCUAUUGGUGAAGUUUCUUUAACAGUUAUUAAGAAGUUAAGUUAAUCAGAAGAGAGUUAAAUCAUUCGCUAGGUCGGAUUAGAUAUUGUUAGAUUUUCAAGUUAAAUGGCUGAUAUGUGCUAAAAAAAAAAUGUUAAAUCCAUAAAUAAUAUGUUAGGAGAAAUAGGUAUGAAGGAACACGAUUUUAUAUCUGAAGUUCGUCAUGCCUUAACCCACAAGUAGCUUCCAAGUCUCCUUUUAGUGCAGCGCUCAUUAUCAUAUUUGAUAGGGUUCAUAUAUGAAAAAUAUUGGUUGGAUUAAUACAGUCAGCUAGUUAAGAGCGAUUUGAUAGAUAAUGAUUUAGUAUAGAAAUACUUUAAGUUCAUUCUUGGAGGAGAAAAUGCUGCUGCAAAUACUUCACUAGCAGCAAAUACCUCUCGUUAAGUUGUUAAAAGAAUGAGCAACAUAAUUGCUGAUAAUCUUUAAACUUUCCGUCGUAGGUUAAAUGAUAUCUCACUUAUUUUUGUAAAAAAUUAUGAUGGAGAAUAGGAUUUAAUUUAAAUAGAUAAUUUAAAAAAGAAAAAAUUACACUUGGCUUACUUUUUAAGUGAAUUGCUUAAAAUAGCUUUAAAGGUAGCAUUCUACGAAAGCAAUACUGUUUAACGUGAUGAAAAAGACUUAAUCAUAUAAAAAAUUGCUAAAAUAAUUAUUGAUAUCAAUGGAGAUCCAGAAUUCAACAAAUCAUUUUAAAAAAUUAGCUAAAUAAGUUUCCUUAAGUAUAAAUUUAAUAGAAUAGAUCUUUUAAAUGAAAUUUAUACAGAACUAAAACCUCUCAAAUAAGCAAUUGAUAAAAUAUUUGGUCUUUCUGAAGCAGAAGAUAAAAAAUCUAAACAAAAUGGGUCUAUAGUAAGCCAAUCAGACUUCAAUGAUAAAGAGACAGCUCCUAGUUCUGAUUAGUAAUUAAAUCCAACAAGCAGCAUUGAAAUUAAUAAAUUUGGCUCUUUUACACUUAAGAUGGAACACAUUCCUUCUCUUCUUGGUAAAAAGGUGCUUCAAACCAUCUGA
Messenger RNA from Tetrahymena thermophila SB210, 1269 nucleotides. RefSeq names its product Las1-like protein. Gene Ontology annotation, cellular component: Las1 complex; preribosome, large subunit precursor. Gene Ontology annotation, molecular function: endonuclease activity. Gene Ontology annotation, biological process: maturation of LSU-rRNA; maturation of 5.8S rRNA. The record is from RefSeq and is a predicted model, not a curated record. NCBI's taxonomy places the organism in Eukaryota, Ciliophora, Oligohymenophorea, Hymenostomatida, Tetrahymenidae. The transcript has a single exon.